AUGAACUUUAAUAAUGAUGCUUCUGCCGACAAUGCACCAAAUGAUACUAAGGACGAUGUUCAGCAUGUUAUAAAAACAGGAGAGGAGCCUCCAAUGGCGUCACCGAAGAGUGACACCGAAGCGCAAAUAUCCACUACACCAACUGCUACUGAAACUAUUCCUAUGUCUAUACCCCCGGCGGUUCCUCCUCGUACAUUCACGUCGCAUGCCCCAAUUGAAACACAUGUGCCACAAAGGCCCGUGGUGAGAACUCCUUUGUGGCAAAAACUUGCGUUUGUUUUGCUUAUAACCGGCACUUUUGGUGCAUUAAUGAUUGCAGCGAUCAAGAAAUUCUUUGGUCCAAUGAUUACCUCUAUUAUCUUUGCCAGGCAACAACUCUAUUCACAUCAACUUUCUCUUUUUAGAAAAUUCAAUGAAACGCUUUUAUCAUUCGUAUCCCUGCUAAGAACAGCUCGUGUGUCGUCACAUGACAACUCGGAUGAUGAUGAUUUACCAACUCCAACUGACCAAGAUGAAAUAUCAACACCACCAUCUUUACUUGCACCACUUUCAACCGAUUUAACAACAUUGACAGAAAGACUAAAUACGUAUCAAGAAAGUUUAGAAAAGAAUAAUGACAUAUCUGAUUUAAAACUUUCGUUUAAUGCAUUGACAACAUAUCUCACGGAAAACACAUAUCCAUAUAAAAUUUGGACUAAUAAUGAACGUGGAGAUUCAGCUGUUGCAAAGUUCAAAGAAGAAAUUAGGGGGUUAAAAGGAUUACUAAUCAAUCGUAGAAAUUUUCCCAAAAUCCCUGCAUCACCAACUACCUACUCAACACAAUCUUCAGCAUCUAAACUACCAACAGGAUCACAAAUACAAGAAAUCGAAUGA
Molecule: messenger RNA, 873 nt
Organism: Cetraspora pellucida
Lineage: Eukaryota; Fungi; Glomeromycota; Glomeromycetes; Diversisporales; Gigasporaceae
Source: the annotation of a GenBank genome assembly